AUGAAUGUUGAAACCCAGAGCAGCUUAUAUAACAAAUUUAAAGACCAAUUAGAUAAAUUGAAAAAUAAGGAAAAGCCACCUGUUGUCUUUGCACUACAUGAAUUAAAUUGUGAUGACACAAAGCAAUUUUUCUAGGUAACUACUGAGUUAAUCUCAUCUGGCAUCAAUUUCGCAAUUGCUAAAUAAAUUGAUAAGAGGAUGUGGCACAUUCUUAGGCAAUAAAUUGAUAUUGAAUUAAAAAGCAUAUCUCCAGAUGUAGAGGAAGAAAUCAAGUAAUUUUAUGAUCUUCGCAUUAACUUUCUUAAAACUAUUAUCAAAAACCUGACUCAAUAGAAUUAAUUAGGAGGAUUGAAGAAUGAUAACGAAUUCAGAUAAUUUUUAGCAAAUUUAUAUUGUUAUGCAGGGGAAUUACACGAACAUCUAGGCAAGAGAUUAGAGAAGAUGAACAAACAACCAAAGGAUAAUUAUAAGUUGGCUGAUCUUUUCUUUAAUAAGGCUAUUUCAAUCUAUCCCUUUUAAGGAAAAUACUACUUCUUAGUAGCUACGUUAAUGAUGUAGUUUAAAGACACAUUCAAUGCGGCUUGUAGUUUGUAAAAGGCUCAUUUUGCUCAGAUACCCUAUAAUUGCAAAGAAAAUAUGAAUGAAGUGUUUGAAAUAAAUAGAACUCAUUAUAAUGAUUGGGCAAAACAUAUAAAACCAGCUAGUGAAUUGGAUCGAGAUACUUAUUUAAGAGCCUUUAUGGUGUAUUUAAUAAGGUUCAGUACGAUCGUUUUCACUAAAAUUGGUUUUGAAGAAUUGCCUAAAUUGACUAAUAUGUAUUAGCAUUUGUAGGAGUAUUUUAAGAUAGUAAAAACGAAUGUGCAUAAUGAUCACAAGCAAUAAUAUCAAUUGCUAUUAAAGGUCAUAAUGAUAACCAAUUUUGGUUUGCACAACAGCAUAACUACAUUCCAAUUGAAAACUGUUCAGGAUAUCAAGGAUAAUGAUUUAGUGAGAGAAUCAAUCAAGUAUGUUUAUGGAUUAUAUGUGAAUUCACUUGAUUUUAUUUUAAAAUAUUUGCUUUAGAAUUCGAUGAAGAACUUAGAUUAGGUGCCUCCAGUGACAUUUUUAUAGUUGGUAAUUCCAAUCAUCUACUAUUUAUAUGAUUAACCAUUGGUUUGUACAUAUUUGUUGUCUGAAUAUCCUAGUUUAAAUGAUAAAUUGGCAUAAAUCUUUUUAUAUUCAAGAUAGAAUUUGUAUUAGGCUGAGAAUAUGAGUGGCGAUUUAUUUUAAUAUCAAUAAAAGUUGAAUGAGGAAUUUCACGCCUUUUUAUUUCCUUUUGAAAUGCCUCUAGUAGGAUUCACUUGUUAUAAUCAUGUACUACAGACAUUCAAACAACAAUCUUCAACCUAUAAAGAUGAAGACAGUUAGACAUCAAUAAUAUUGUUUUAUGUUUGCGAACAAAUAAUAUAAUAAUUGCAUGGCAUUCAAAUAUAGAAUGUGAAGGAACAAAAGUGGGAAGAAGAAAUUCCAAAAGAAUUGAUUAGGAAACUAAUAAUAAUUGAUGGAAUGAAUGUGGCAAUGAGAUAUGGGUAGGAAUAAUCUUAGGUGGCAAAGUUUUGUUCUUAGGGAUUGAAAUGUGCCUUAGAAUUUUGGGUUAAGAGAGGACAUGAUGUUAUGAUCAUAUUGCCUGACUUUUGUUUUAACGAGAGCGAGAUAAGCAAAAAGAAACUAACAAAUUAAAACAAUGCCAACAAAUUGCCUGAUGAUGUCAAGAUGUUAUUGGAGAUGAAGAAUAAAGGGUAUGCUUAUGGAGUUCCAAAUUGGAAUUAUGAUGACUCUUAUAUGAUUCAAUAUGCAAGAGAAAAGGGAGGAUUGAUUUUGACCAACGAUCGAUAUAAUGAUCACAUUAGAGCUCUGGAAAACAAUAUUGUAGAAAGAGAAAGAUUGAAGGAAUGGAUCAGAAACAAUUGUAUCAGUUAUACCUUUCUAUAAAAUGAAUUGGUUCCUAACCCUGAUCAAUUAAAAAGAAUUUGA
Molecule: messenger RNA, 2013 nt
Organism: Paramecium tetraurelia
Lineage: Eukaryota; Ciliophora; Oligohymenophorea; Peniculida; Parameciidae
Exons: 5
Cellular component (GO): cytoplasmic ribonucleoprotein granule; nucleus
Molecular function (GO): mRNA binding; protein binding; RNA endonuclease activity
Source: RefSeq, a predicted model, not a curated record